AUGGCAGAAAUAUCGCUCUUGACAACUGGCGUGUUGUUGGUUGGUACUUGUCUUUUCGCGGUCAUCAAGCUAUUCAGAAUAUACUACAUUCGCCGAAUACCCGCUCAAAAUGACAGCACAAAAAGUGCAAAGAAAGCAAGUUCUUCAAGCAUUGAACCACUUCUAGACUUUGACUUUCGAAAUGUACCGCCCACUCCUUACCGGCCGUUCAAAACUAUUUCCACGGGAAUUAAAAAAGAACCUAUGAACAACUGGAUUUCCAUUGACAACGGAUAUCUUAGCCGGCUAGCUGAACGCGAAAAUAUCAUUAAUGCUCAUACCACAAAAAGCAUCAACGACGUCUGUGCUACCAGUCUGCUUGUCAAUCCCGCAAUUUCCGAGCUCUAUCAACAGCUUAUGUCUGACUACCUCCCGCAACGUUACCCAACCAUGUUUAAGAUUCUGAGAAAAAAUGAACACGACAUCCAAUCACUACUCAACGUCGUUACUGGGAAAUCAUACCUGAUCAACACUGCUGGAAUGGGCGAGCGACAAAUGCUUCGAAACAUAUCUGAAAACGGGGAAGACGAUUUCUACAUCAUGUGCCCAGAUGAAGAUGACGUUCUUCGCCUUCGAGGGUUUAUUGCUUUUUUUGCACCUGGUGGUAUGUUUUUCCGUUCGAGGAUAGGAAUGUCAAUGAGUGAGAUUCUUGAAUAUGCUGCUGGGGACGACCAGAGACUGGGUGAAGGGUCGGACGAAACAAUAUCUCGAAUCGAUGUGGGUUUGCUAACGAGCUCUUGGUGGUCAAUUCAAACUGAUGGCCCAUUACUCUGGCGUCGCAUCGGCGACAACUUUUACCCGAAUGACGGAGGCACCGAACCAGCUUCGUGGCUUCCCUCGAUUGACGUUGAUAAAAAUUUCCUUCGUGUCGAGCGGCACACCUUUACAAGACUUGCUAAGUCUCAAUCGGUCGUAUUUUCUGUUAGGUCGUACUUGACGCCGUUGAGGCAGAUUAAGGCGGAAGGUGAUGGAGAGGCUCUAGCAAAUGCGAUUCGAUCCAUGCCGGAAAGUAUGGCGGGUAAUAAGAGAAAACUUCACUGGAAGAAUGAGAUUUUGUCGUUCUUAGAGGGGUAG
Glarea lozoyensis ATCC 20868 is the source of this 1113-nucleotide messenger RNA. RefSeq lists its product as uncharacterized. The transcript has 3 exons. Bases 1 to 1113 code for a protein of 370 amino acids. The record is from RefSeq and is a predicted model, not a curated record. NCBI's taxonomy places the organism in Eukaryota, Fungi, Ascomycota, Leotiomycetes, Helotiales, Helotiaceae.